GUUGCUGCCCAUCCACCCGCUCCUACCCCCAACCCUUAACCGUCCCAACUAUGGCGCGAAGGGCAGCUGCCGUCCUGCUCUCCCUCGCUCUCCUUCCCCUUUCGCUCUCCUUCCCCCUCUCCGCCGUGUCGCGCCAGACCACCGUCACCUCGUGCGACGACUGGGUCUCUGUCUACAACGACUACUGGUCCAAGUUCCCGCAGUGCCACCGCGGCCUCUCCACCACCCAAUGCUGUGAGCUCUACGACCUCAUGGACAAGAGCAUUCGCAUCUUCGAAUCAUCUCUGGGCUGCGUCGUCACAAACCUCCAAGUCUUUGCAGAGCGCUACGCAGCCCACUGCAAAGGAGGCACAGGCAUGGAAGACACAGGCUCCUCGCCCCCCACAGCCACAACCCCCCCUCCCGCGGCCACUGACACCGCCGCCACCACAUACUCUGGUUCGAGCGGUGGCACGGAGGGCGGCCAUGGUUGUGGCAGUACCGGCUGUCAGACCCGACCCACCGGCUAUUGUUCAUGCUGCCCUACGUGCUGUAACUACAACGCCGCUCGCGCUGUCCAUGAGCUCAAGCCUCGAUUCCUGUUGCCAGCUUCCUUGACUCUGCGAACUGGUUCGUGCAUCAACUGCAGCAAUCCGGGCGGCUGCGCCUGCGAUGCUAGCAGAUGCGGGGAAUGCAAUUCUUGCCAGGCUCCUUCACCACCACCACCACCAGCUGAGCCGAAGUGUCAUCAAUGCUGUAGUACUUGCUGCAGGAGUGGCCGCAGCACCGUCCAGUUACUGACCAAGAGGGAGACUCUACCUGUGUCGGCAGCGAACGUCGAAAGCAGGUGCGGUUGCGGAGGCUCCGGAGACAUUCAUUGUUCCACACACUGCAGUGGAUGCGCCAGACCCAACGCUUGUGAUGUUUGCCGGCAGGGAUGCACCAACUGCCCAGUAGAAUGUCACUCGCAGUACUCCUGCAGUUCAACUAGCGGAGGGACAUGCCCGUCGUGUCCUCCUUCCGGAGGCUCAGGUGCGAGCACGAAUGCUGGUGGUGAGCAGCAGCAGGCUCCACGCGAUGAUGAUGAUGGUUCGGUUUGCUUCGGUGCCGAGGCAAUGGUGCAGGUGGCUGGUGGCAAGCGGAAGCGGAUGGAUGAGGUCAAAGUGGGUGACGUGGUCCACGUGGGACACGGGGUGUACAGCGAGGUGUUUUUGUUUACUCAUCGGUCAGAUGUUCAUGUCGCGAUGUUUGUGAACUUGCACACAAAGAAGGGGACGCUCUCGGCGACAGAGGGGCACUUUGUGCACUCUUCGCGAGGCGUGGUACCGGCUGAGACAUUGCAGGUUGGGGACCUUAUUCCGACGGACCAAGGGAAAUGGGAACGGGUUGUGGAGAUUUCAAGUGAACUCUGCACGGAGACAUUGUGGUAG
Chondrus crispus (carragheen) is the source of this 1409-nucleotide messenger RNA. RefSeq lists its product as hypothetical. Lineage: Eukaryota; Rhodophyta; Florideophyceae; Gigartinales; Gigartinaceae. Gene Ontology annotation, biological process: protein autoprocessing. The record is from RefSeq and is a predicted model, not a curated record. The transcript is spliced from 4 exons. Bases 51 to 1409 code for a protein of 452 amino acids.